AUGCUCGUGGAGGCGGAGGCGGGCAAUCGGAUGGGUUUGCGCCCCCCACAGCCGGAGGAGGCGCGGAAUCCCACGUCGUCUCCCUCCGCCGCGCCACUGGGUGAGUCCUUCACGCCCGGCCACAUGCUGCUUCAUAAAAGCACAGGUGCGGAGAGCGCGAGCUGUCACCGACGUUGGAGCAACAAUGAAAGCGGCACCGCCUCCGCCGUCCCGUCGUACUCGUCCCGCCUGACAGACGGCCCACUCACGAGCAGCUACAACAGUUCCGAGGAGGUGGGUUCGGUGAUGGGGAUGUCACUUGUGUUCAAACCAGUUGAGGGAUGGGGCCCCGCACAAGCGCAUCCGCCCCCGCCUGAUCGGUACGCCAUUUCCUUGGAGGAGGCCCGGUACAAUGCGAAUGCCGUCAAGGGAGAAAGGCCGGGCAACGAUUUCUUCCGCGUGGAUGCGCCGCUGCCAGGGUGGAGCUUGUCGGGCGGCGCGGUUCUUCGCGGCGGGAUGUGUUGCAUGCGUAACGCUGCAGCGGAAUUCAACCAGGGCGGCAUGACAGCCAGCCCGUCUUUGUGUCCUGGCGGCGAUGACACGCCCGUGCCCUCUGCUGUGCCGCGUGUUGUGGCUAGCGUUUGCACCGGUGCCACCGCCACGCCGGGGGAGAGGAGCCCGCUGGAGACGCAGCAGCAGCAGCAGCGGCCCUGGCCGGCGGUCGAACCCCCGCGCGUGGUGACGCCGUCCUCGUUCCACUUUUCGACCUUUGAUGGGGAGAGCCACCUAAAGGAAAAGACGCUGCGGUUCAAGAUGUUGCCCUCGCCCGUACCAUUCGAGAAGUUUUUUGCAGGAACCCGCCCCAGGCCAGCCCUGGAGUGGGUAAACCAGUACCGGUCAACGAUGGUGCGGUGGUACAAGCGCAUCGUUCUGGCGCAGGAAAACACACGCGCCCGUGUUCGUCAACGGUGCCCCUCACCGCCCAAGGGCCUUAUUGAUGAAGCCAUGCAUACCGAUACGGUGGGGCUGCAAUCGUGGGCGGAGCAGUGUUGCCGGUGGUGGGAUGAAACGUCGCGAAAGCGGACGCGCCGUGGACACCGGGGCGGAAAAACGCUUGGAAACGCUGGGAACAGCCAGACUACCGCGACCCAGCAGCAGCGAACGAACGAGCAUGCUCCUCCUGCUGGGGAUGACAAGACGCAUGUCAUAGGGCACCCACUCCUCUCACGUGCCGUGGCGGAUUCCUCGGAGCCCGCACCGCUCGAAGAUACCGAGGAAUGGAUAAAGCGGGUUAAAAAAGACUUGGAGGAAACAUUUUUAGAGGAGGACGAUGGCGAGGGCAAGGAGUAG
Trypanosoma rangeli is the source of this 1329-nucleotide messenger RNA. RefSeq lists its product as uncharacterized. Bases 1 to 1329 code for a protein of 442 amino acids. NCBI's taxonomy places the organism in Eukaryota, Euglenozoa, Kinetoplastea, Trypanosomatida, Trypanosomatidae. The transcript has a single exon. The record is from RefSeq and is a predicted model, not a curated record.